UCUGCGCAUGCUCCGUACAGCGAAGCAGCUACUGCUCUAUCAGCAGAGUAACUUUAUUUCUAUCCAACUGAAGGUUUCAGCUGCUGAACUUCACUGAUGAGUUAAAAGUCAGAGAGCAGAUUUUAAAGCUGCAGCCUGAAGAAGCAGCGGACAGACGAGAAGAGCUGCAGCGGCUGAAAUCAAAAGUGAAAGUGAAGAAUUCAUCCUGAUAAACUGAGUUGAACUGGAGCUGCUCCGUGAUGAUGUUUGGAAUCAUACUGUUUGGAUUCUUCACGAGGAGCUUCAGUGCUGACGGUGUUGCAGACGUGGUCCUGUCCUGUGAUCUGGUGGAGGAGGGAGUCGGACUGGGAGGAAUGGGAGGAGGAGUUCUCUUUACUCGGACUCCAGCGACUCUGGUGCUCAAAGACGUUCCAGUCGGUCCUGAUGAAUCUCUGGAGACUCUGACUCCGUUCGUUCCGCCCUCCGUCCCUGAUCCAGAGCUCCUCCUGUUCGAGACCAAAGUUUCAUCUCCCGAGAUCCCGAAGGCCGACGUGCUGCUUCACGCCGACUGCAACCAACAGGAGGUUCUGUGUGAAAUCAGCCGAUAUUCUCCUCGAGGGCUGCAGGACUCUUCAGGGUUCUUCAUGGUGUCGCUCAGUGUGGACGGGGUGGACUUCAGCACCUCGCUGAUCCUGCAGACAUUACCUGUGGAGCAGAACCCGUCCACCCUGGUCCAGAGCAAACUGGGUUUACCUCUGAGCGGGUCGGGAACUCUGCUGACUGAAGUGAUGUUCCUGGUGUUUUCCCACGUUCAGUCAGUGUCGGCUCCUCUGAAGGCCAAAGUUCUGCUCAACUGUGGCUUCAGGCAGCAGGAGGUUCGGUUGGGUGAGGAGGUGGGAGUCGAAUGGAGGCUGCAGCACCGAGGAAAAGGACGGAAGGUUCUGGAAAUGAAGACGAAGCUGGACGGCAGCGAGGGGAGCUCAGUAGUGCUUGGACAGAGGGAAGGUUCCAGCCUGGACGCCGCUCUGCUGCUGCGUGAAGGAGACGCCUCCAUGACGCUGUCCAGGCUGCAGGUGGAAGACGAGGGAACCUACAUCUGCACCAUCAGCGUGGGCAACUUCCACGCCCAGCAGGUGGUGCAGCUGCUCAUCACCCAAGCGCCUCAGGUUUCGCUCUCGGAGGGGAAGAAAGAUUCUAAUUCUGCUCAGACGUUCAGCUGCCACUGCAGUAAUUAUUAUCCUCUGGACGUCCAGAUGGAGUGGUUUUCACUUCCUCCGACAGCCUCAGAACCUGAACCCUUCAUCGACCAGGGUUCUCUGACCAGCCAUCGACAGCAUGGUGAUGGAACGUUCUCCCUGUCGUCCCACCUGUCCGUCCCUUCUGCGGUUCCUCCAGGAACAAAGAUCACCUGUAGAGUGUCCCACCUGGCUCUGGACGCUCCGCUGCAGGUCACUGUGGAGGUGCAAACUCCUGAACCAGGUACGGAUGUUUAUAUCCUGGAUGUUUCAUCUAAAACCAGAGGGUUGAAACUAGAGCUGCUGGUUCGACAGUCUUAA
Molecule: messenger RNA, 1535 nt
Organism: Amphiprion ocellaris (clown anemonefish)
Lineage: Eukaryota; Metazoa; Chordata; Actinopteri; Pomacentridae
Gene: tapbpl
Product: TAP binding protein like
Exons: 7
Coding region: 240-1535 (431 amino acids)
Biological process (GO): antigen processing and presentation of endogenous peptide antigen via MHC class I
Cellular component (GO): membrane
Source: RefSeq, a predicted model, not a curated record